Molecule: messenger RNA, 1278 nt
Organism: Rotaria sp. Silwood1
Lineage: Eukaryota; Metazoa; Rotifera; Eurotatoria; Philodinida; Philodinidae
Source: the annotation of a GenBank genome assembly
AUGGAUUUUCAUUCAUUAGUGGGUCACGCUUCGAAUAUGAUGCUGGGCAAACGAAAUGAUGAUAGUAUGUCCGAUCGGCUUAACUAUCGAUAUACUGUUGGAAUUUUGGUUGUUUUUGCAAUAAUAAAUAUGAAUCGUCUUUAUACCGAUCAGAUCAAAUGUUGGGUACCAGCAUUCUUUACACCAAACUAUGAUGAAUAUGUUCGAUCAGUAUGUUUUGUUCAAAAUACUUACUAUGUUAAACAUACAGAUAAAACACCAAAAUCAUUCUCUAUUAAAAAAGAAAGUGAAAUAUUAUAUUAUCAAUGGAUUCCAUUUAUUUUAUUAGUUAAAGCAUUUCUAUUCUAUAUACCACGUAUAUCAUGGAAUACAUUUGGAUUAAAGAGUGGUGUACAAGUAUCUGAUCUUGUUGAAUCAUCUUUUGAUUAUAAACUACCAACAACAGAUGCAGUACAUCGUCAAAUGUGUUUAGAUUAUGUUGUUGAUAGUAUUGAUCAAUACUGUAAUGAUCAUCGACGACAAAAUGAAGCACGUAGUCACUUAAAUAUAAUUCAACGAACUUUAAUAACUGGAUGGUGCUUAACUGGCAAAUAUCUUGGGAAUUAUCUUGUUGUUUUAUAUUUGACAACAAAAUUAAUGUAUAUAGGUGUAUCAUUAUUUCAAAUACUUCUUUUAAGUGUAAUGUUAGGUUCAAAUUUUGCUUUUUAUGGUAUACAAGUACUUGAUCGUUUUUUUCGAGGGAUUCAUUGGGAUACAGAAUCACGUUUAUUUCCAAAAACAACUUUAUGUGAUUUUACUAUUCGUGAAUUUGGUCAUCCAAAGCGUUCUCAUGACUAUACUGUUCCAUGCGUUUUACCGCACAAUUUAUUUAACCAACAAAUGUUUACUUUUCUUUACUUUUGGUAUGCAAUUGUUAUCUCACUUAAUAUUGGCGAUUUUUUCCUAUGGGUGUAUGCCAUUACUCCACAAUAUCGUCUUAAUUUCGUUCAAAAACGUCUUCAUUCAAAAAAGUAUCCAUUAGCAAAAGAAAUCAAUGAUCAAUCAAAAAUUAUUACAUUCACUAAUGAUUAUCUUGAAGCUGAUGGUUUUUUUAUUCUGUCACUAAUUAAAGAAAAUAGUUCAGAUUAUGUUGCAGCUGAAAUCGUUCAUCGCUUGUACACAGAAAAAUUUCUCAAAAGAUGUCUCAAUCAAACAACAGCAACAAGUAUUUAUAAUGAUAGCCAAAGUAAAACAGACAAUGAUUCUAAACGACAUCAUCUUUGUUCAUUGAUAUGUUAA